Messenger RNA from Puccinia triticina, 1080 nucleotides. RefSeq lists its product as uncharacterized. The record is from RefSeq and is a predicted model, not a curated record. NCBI's taxonomy places the organism in Eukaryota, Fungi, Basidiomycota, Pucciniomycetes, Pucciniales, Pucciniaceae. The transcript has 17 exons. Gene Ontology annotation, molecular function: oxidoreductase activity, acting on the CH-OH group of donors, NAD or NADP as acceptor. Bases 1 to 1080 code for a protein of 359 amino acids.
AUGAAAUCCCUCGCUGCGGAAUGGGCGCCCCACAAGAUCCGCUGUAACUCCAUCUCGCCGGGGUACAUGAACACCCUGCUGAUUGAGAAAUUCGAUCCCCUCUUGAAGAAAGUGUGGUUUGAAAGCACACCUGUGGGACGAAUGGGCCAUGUUUCGGACUUGAACGGGGCCGCGUUGUAUUUGGCCAGCGACGCGUCUUCGUUCACUACGGGCACUGAUCUCUUGAUCAACGGUGGCUAUUAUAACGCAAGCAAAGCAGGCAUCAUCCAUCUGAUGAAAUCCCUCGCUGCGUACGUCCCUUUGUCUAGGCCUCACCAGCUUCUCUCGUCUCUGUGCAGGGAAUGGGCGCCCCACAAGAUCCGCUGUAACUCCAUCUCGCCGGGGUACAUGAACACCCUGCUGAUCGAGAAAUUCAAUCCCCUCUUGAAGAAAGUGUGGUUUGAAAGCACACCAGUGGGACAAAUGGGCCAUGUUUUGGACUUGAACGGGGCCGCGUUGUAUUUGGCCAGCCACACUUCUUUGUUCACUAUGGGCACUGAUCUCUUGAUCAACGGAAGCGGGAAUGGCCCCGCUGGUCCACGCUCGACGAUGGCCCAGGAUAUGUCUUUUGAGCACCAUAACGCAAGCAAAGCGGGCAUCAUCCAUCUGAUGAAAUCCCUCGCUGCGGAAUGGGCGCCCCACAAGAUCCGCUGUAACUCCAUCUCGCCGGGGUACAUGAACACCCUGCUGAUUGAGAAAUUCGAUCCCCUCUUGAAGAAAGUGUGGUUUGAAAGCACACCUGUGGGACGAAUGGGCCAUGUUUCGGACUUGAACGGGGCCGCGUUGUAUUUGGCCAGCGACGCGUCUUCGUUCACUACGGGCACUGAUCUCUUGAUCAACGGUGGCUAUUAUAACGCAAGCAAAGCCGGCGUCAUCCAUCUGAUGAAAUCCCUCGCUGCGGAAUGGGCGCCCCACAAGAUCCGCUGUAACUCCAUCUCGCCGGGGUACAUGAACACCCUGCUGAUCGAGAAAUUCGAUCCCCUCUUGAAGAAAGUGUGGUUUGAAAGGACUUCAGUAAUAGAAUCAUUUCUUUCCACUUGA